UGAAACAGCAAGCAACGAUGUCAAUGGGAAGAACCUUGCAAUAUAGACAUUACGAUUAGACAGUAGUAGGCGUUGAAGAUUAAUAAUAAAAUUUAACGGAAAUUCAUUUCUGCAUGAUAAUGACUUAGCCUUAUCAUUUACUUCGUUUUCAGUUCCCAAACUCAGACAAUGUAUUUUUCUGUGCUUGUGUUCAUCUUUUGCAUCCACCGAUGUUAUGGAAUAUUUCGUACCACCAAUGAAACAGAUCUCUCCUCCUGUAAAGUGUACUACUCAAGGUCUAGCACAACAUACAAAGACUUCUUCGAACUGCAAAAACCGAAACAGAAUGGAAGCAAUCUCAGAUUAGACUUCCAUUUUUCGGUACUUGCUGCCAGUGACGCACACAUUCUUAUAGCUACCACUAAAAGUCCACAGAAAACUGAUCCAGCCUAUGAAAUCGUGAUAGGUGCAGGUGGAAACACUUUCUGCGACAUAAGAAGAAUGCAGAAGAACCAGGUGAAGGAGUCUGUUAGGAUAAAGGGUUUACUCUCUGGAUUAGACCCCAGAUCGUUCUGGAUACACAUGACGAAGGAUGGGGUUCUUGAGGUCGGGAGAGAGGGAGAAGAAUUGUCUUUCAUGAAUUGGAAAGACCACGAUCCUUUACCGGUGACAACAAUAAGCUUCAGCACAUGGCCAGGAAUUGAAGCCAAGUGGUAUUUUGAUUGCAAAACUGACGAUAUCAAGAAAAUAAGGAGAAACUUAACUGAUGAGGAAAAGCUGAGGAGGGACUUGCUGAACCAAUAUGAUCCAAUGGUGAGGCCUAAGAUGAACGAAUCCAUGGCAACUUACGUGAAAAUGGCUCCAGAAAUAAACAGAAUAACUCUGGAUGAAUCGAAAUCUGUCUUACAUAGUAGUGGAAUGGCUCAUAUUAUGUGGAAGGACGAGAAAUUGUGUUGGAAUAAGAGUGCUUAUGGGGGAAUCACAGAAAUAAGAGUUAGUAGUGUGGAAAUAUGGAAGCCAACCUUGAUGGUAUAUAACCAUUUUGAAGAGGAGGAAUUCUUAUCCGAUCAAAGUUUGCUCAUCGUGAGAGAUAACGGUCUAGUUUCUUGGACACCCGCACUACACCUCAAAACAUGGUGUGCAUCCAGCAGUUCUCAACACAACGUUUGGCCGAAAGAUAGGAGAAAUUGCGAUAUCAUAUUCACGUUUUUGACGAAUAUGGAUGAUUUAUGGAUCAAAUACUGGAAUGUUUCCAACACCGACUAUCACAAUACCGAAUUUUCCGAUUGGAUUAUCGAAGAAGUGGAUAUUUACUCUACCCUAAGCCCCAAAAAAGAUAAAAAUUAUUUAUAUUUCACCGUGGAAUUGAAGAGAAAUUCAGAAGUCUAUAGUAAAAUUUUCCUGGUGACUUAUAUUGUUAUUAUCUCUUCUAUUUUAUGCAGUUUUUGCGUGUCUCCGUUUGGACCUUACAAAAUAUGUUUAGGAUGCUUUCAAAUGGUCGUUUCGAUGUUGUGUGUCAUUUAUCUAGCAAUUCUGCUUCCUGCACAUAGUAAAGCUGUCCCUUACAUCGUUCGACUACAUAGUUACAGCAUCAUCGGAGGUGUUUUUUCCAUUAUUCUUUCAAUAAUAGUAAUAAAUCUCAGCAGAACUGAGAAGGAAAAACAGUUUCCAAAUGUAUUGUCCAAAAUAUUAACAUCAACGAUUGUUAAAAUGAUAUUCUGCUUACCUGAAGUCCAGAGAGAUCGCUAUGGAAAACUAUCAACUAUGAAUAGAAUGAAAGACAAUCAGCAGUUCUAUAUACUACUUGGAAUUACGAUAGAUAGAAUAGCAUUAAUUUGUGGCAUUGCUCUGGCCACAUACUCGAUUUAUUUAUACUGAUAUAGAUGUGUGAAAUGUAAUUUUUGCAGUAAUAAAAUCUGCCUCGGUCUGGUAUAAUCGUAA
Molecule: messenger RNA, 1920 nt
Organism: Coccinella septempunctata (seven-spotted ladybird)
Lineage: Eukaryota; Metazoa; Arthropoda; Insecta; Coleoptera; Coccinellidae
Gene: NtR
Product: acetylcholine receptor subunit alpha
Exons: 11
Coding region: 169-1857 (562 amino acids)
Biological process (GO): monoatomic ion transport
Cellular component (GO): membrane
Molecular function (GO): extracellular ligand-gated monoatomic ion channel activity
Source: RefSeq, a predicted model, not a curated record